Molecule: messenger RNA, 1380 nt
Organism: Racocetra persica
Lineage: Eukaryota; Fungi; Glomeromycota; Glomeromycetes; Diversisporales; Gigasporaceae
Source: the annotation of a GenBank genome assembly
UUUACUGAUCUCGGUGGAGUUUUGUUGGCCAUCACUGGUGUUGAGGCCUUAUUUGCGGACUUGGGACAUUUUAACCGGACUGCCAUUAAGAUCUCUUUUCCAUGUUUCGUUUAUUUUCCUUUGGUUUUAGUAUAUACAGGCCAAGCUGCACGUCUGGUUUUGGAUCCCUCCGUAAUUGCCAAUACUUUUUGGUUAACUACUCCUAAUAAACCUGCAAUUUAUUGGAUUGUAUUUGUUUUAGCGAUCUUAGCUACAAUAAUUGCGUCUCAGGCUAUGAUUUCGGCUACUUUUUCUUUAGUUUACCAAUCAAUGCAAUUAGAUUGCUUUCCAGCAGUUAAGGUUAUUCACACAUCAGAAAGAGUUGAAGGUCAAAUAUAUAUUCCAGAGAUUAAUUAUACCUUAAUGGUCUUAAUCGUGCUCGUUUGUGUCGGCUUCCAACAUUCCACAAACCUGACGGUCGCUUACGGUGUAGCCGUUGCAUCUGUAAUGAUUAUUACAACAACCCUCUUAGCAAUUGUAAUUCGUCUUGUCUGGCGUCUUCCUAUUAUUGUUUCAAUUAUAUUCUUUUGUGUCUUUUUCACUAUUGAUGCUUCAUUUUUGGGUGCAACCUUACGAAAAGUCGAAUCUGGUGGUUGGUUUACAUUGGUUGUUGCUGUACUUCUUACAAUUAUGAUGAGCAUAUGGAGAUGGGGUACAGUUCGCGUGAUACGUCAUGAACGUUCACAAACUCCUGAUCUUCAAAAAAUUUUUAAGGAGGAAAAAAUUGUUUCAAACGAAAUUAAUAUUACCGACAAUGAUAUCAAUUCGUCUCACGAGAUUACUUUAGAAAGUGGAAAUGAAGUUUCCAGUGAAGUUGCAACUCACUUUAUACGCUCGCCGGGUAUUGGGCUUUUCUAUAGUGACAUUGGCACCAAGAUCCCACUUUCUUUCACACAUUUUGUAAAAAACUUUCCAAUUAUGCCUCAGAACGUUGUUUUUAUCACAAUCAGAACUGUAGCCAUUCCAAGAAUCAUUGAUAUCGAUGAUCGUUUUAUAGUGAAAAAAGUUAAAAAUUAUGAAGGUUGUUAUCAAGUAACUGCUAGAUAUGGUUAUGCAGAACAAAUCUCUCAAGGAAGAGAAUUUAUUUUACAAUUAGUUGAAUCAAUUCGAAAGAUUGAUUCUGCGAGCACAAAAUUAACUCAAGAUUUUAAUCCUGAUAAUGGAUCCGUUGUAUAUGUGUUAGGACAACAGUAUCUAUGUUCUAGACAUGAUUCUCCAUGGUGGACAAGAAUUCUAGUUAACAUAUAUACGUUUAUAGCCGUCAAUUCUAGAAGGUUCUAUAGUAAUUGGGAUAUUCCUGUUGAGAAUACUGUUGUUGUUGGUGUAAAGAUUUCGAUUUAA